Molecule: messenger RNA, 3003 nt
Organism: Amphibalanus amphitrite
Lineage: Eukaryota; Metazoa; Arthropoda; Thecostraca; Balanomorpha; Balanidae
Gene: Uxs
Product: UDP-glucuronic acid decarboxylase 1-like
Exons: 11
Coding region: 182-1687 (501 amino acids)
Biological process (GO): D-xylose metabolic process
Cellular component (GO): cytoplasm
Molecular function (GO): NAD+ binding; UDP-glucuronate decarboxylase activity
Source: RefSeq, a predicted model, not a curated record
CACGUGCUGCCCGAGCGGGUCACGGCCGGCGGGCGAUCACUCUCUGAUCGGCGCCCAUCGGACACGUAAGGACGGUACGACUGCUCUGGCCCUCUGGUGGUCUGCACUUGGUUCCGUUUUAUCAAGGCCGUUUUACAAGCCUUUUUAUACUGUGGUUCUUUCAACAAAAUUUGCUCUUAUUAUGGCAUCAGUGAGCAAGAGGGCAACAUUACGUCAUCGGUGUGGGGACAGCCGGAUCAGGCAGCCGCAGAACGCUGCUGGUGACCUCAGCCGACCACUGGACGCUGGUGACCUCCAGAACCACAGACAACCCGCAGACAUGGUGUCCUACCGGGCGGCGCGGCGAGUCUUCAUUCUGACUGUCUGCGGGGCUGCCAUUGUGACAGCGGUGCUGGUGCUGGGCGGACACGUGCUGGUCGGCUCGACCGCCGUGCUGGCCGAGAGGUCACGGAAUGAGGCGCGCCGCGCUAGCCUGCGUCCGCCAACCCCUGCGCGGCCGCUGCCCAGCAGCAGCGAGCUCGACUGCCAGUCGGAUGCGCUCUCCCAUGAGGAGGUCCAGCAGUGCAGUACCCAGCUGCUCCAUCAGUACAAGGCGAAGCUGCGCGCACUCGAGAAGAAGCUCACGGCUAUCGAGCUGCGCGCCGGCUCCAAAUUCUACCCGAAGGUCAAGUUCAGGAGUCACGGUGACCGCAAACGCAUUCUGAUCACGGGCGGCGCUGGGUUCGUCGGCUCCCACCUCGCCGACCGGCUGAUGCUCGAAGGCCACGAGGUGACCGUGGUCGAUAACCUCUACACGGGCCGCAAGCGCAACGUCGAACAGUGGCUCGGCCACGAGAACUUUGAGCUCUUCAUCCACGACAUCAUCAACACGUUUUACGCGGAAGUGGAUCAGAUCUAUCAUCUGGCCAGUCCGGCCAGCCCACCGCACUACAUGGCCAACCCGGUGAAAACCAUCAAAACCAACACUAUGGGAACCAUCAACAUGCUCGGCCUGGCGAAGCGGGUGGGCGCGCGGAUCCUGAUCGCGAGCACCUCCGAGGUGUACGGCGACCCAGAGGUGCACCCGCAGCCCGAGUCCUACUGGGGACACGUCAACCCAAUCGGGCCUCGCGCCUGCUAUGACGAGGCCAAACGCGUGGCCGAGACGCUGGCCUUCGCCUACCAGAAGCAGUCGAACGUCAGCAUAGGAAUCGCGCGCAUCUUCAACACGUACGGACCGCGGAUGCAUAACAAUGACGGCCGCGUGGUCAGCAACUUCGUGCUGCAGGCGCUCCAGAACAAGACGCUCACGAUCUACGGCUCUGGGGAGCAGACGCGCUCGUUCCAGUACGUCUCUGACCUGGUGGAGGGGCUGGUCGCCCUGAUGGAGUCGGGCCACACGGGGCCCGUCAACCUCGGCAACCCUGUGGAGCACACCAUAGAAGAGUUCGCUCACAUUAUUCGUCAGACGGUGGGUGGCACCAGUGAGGUCGAGUACCUGGACGCUGUCGAGGACGACCCGCAGAAGCGCAAACCGGACAUCCGCCGCGCCAAGGAGCUGCUCAACUGGGAGCCCAAGGUGCCGCUGAGCGAAGGCAUUCCCAAGACGGUGGAGUUCUUUAAGAACGAGCUGAGCAGAAAGGGCCACAGUGAGCGGAACCGCUUUGAUCCUCUGGUGGACUGGUCCCACAUCACGGACGGCUUGUAGCCGCGCGUGCAGCGCUCGACCGAUGGUGGUGUCGCCUGGCGACUGGGGAGUGAAGUUGAACUGUGACGGUCAGCCGGCGGCGGCGCCACCUCACUCAUCAGAGGCUGCAUUUUUUUUUACUCUGUAACAAGUGCUUCCAAAAAUGAGUGAGGGUCGCUAGUAUUUUCUUAGUACACGACUGGGGCAAGUUAUAUUUUGCCCUUUUGUCAGAUUAUGUUUGCUAUUAUGCCUUAAUCAUGUACGGGCUUUCUUACCUUCUUACUCGUUUUUAUGCCGCGGUGAUUGUCAUUUUAUUCCGUUUUCAGGUUUUACGUACUUACAUUUAAGCGAUAUGCCUUUCCGUUUAAUGGCUGCAUGCAGCUGGCUGGGUUUUAUUACAUGAUCUUAAUUACCACUCGAUCAGCGCCCUACGCUGCUCUCCACUCCUGUUCACGCCUACUUAUUUAACCUCUCGCGAGCGCCUGCCUCUGAGAUAGGUCGGCGCGUCGCUGUGACCCAAAGGUCCGUGCUGUGUAUCCUCAGUGAAAUAGUUCGCCCGCGGCGCGGCCGCGUUCGGCGUCCGCUGGCCCCGCAGAUAUGGCGCCGCCGGUAUAAUCUGGAAGCCGUCGCACCGGCGCGGAUUAGUUUGUAGGCAAAUCGGCUAAAAUGUCGCCCAGAGGUGCGUAACGGUCAGUGUAUCUUCUUCGAUUGGGCUACUAUAAAGGCGUUUGUAGAUGCAUCGAACGUUGCCUGGGCUCGGCAGAAAAGUUAACGAUGCUAGGAUCCACGCCACAAGACUCACGAACUCUUGUUCGGAGGUUCGAUGGCCCGAGUUUGGGCGUAAUUCGGGUAUAAACGAGGUAAAGUAACCUUGCGUCGUUUGGCGGGAGUUCAGAGCCGUGUGACUUGGGGCCGCCGCCGCACAAUGUAGCUCUUGUGACGUAUUGCGCUGUGGAACGGGUGAAUCAUGGGCUGCGAUUUAGUUGCACUCGCCGGACAUAUCCACGAUGCACUUCGGUGAGUUAUAACAACAUCGUACCGUGAGGCUCCCUAUAUGGGAGAUGUGCUGCCUUGGCUUUCUGGUCCCCACGUCGUAUCUUUCAUUUAGUAGUGCAUUGUCUUAUCUACUCGUAGUAUUAUUACUGUCGUGCUUUACCAAUGAUUGCCGGAUACUCUGUGCUGGUGUAUGACGGGUGUGUGUAGGGCAUGGGUCCACCUGAUCGGAUCUUCAACAAGGCUGCGUUUCCGGUGUAUUCAUUGAGCUCUGUGAUGCCACUGUUCUGAGAUUACACAGUCUGUAUUUUUCUUCAAUACAGCGCUCUCGAGCUCACACCAAG